Colletotrichum costaricense is the source of this 1911-nucleotide messenger RNA. RefSeq names its product zinc knuckle. Lineage: Eukaryota; Fungi; Ascomycota; Sordariomycetes; Glomerellales; Glomerellaceae. The record is from RefSeq and is a predicted model, not a curated record. The transcript has 5 exons. The coding region runs from base 1 to 1911 and encodes 636 amino acids.
AUGCUGCACUCUUUUAACGAGGUUCCCGACGAAGCCGUCUACGGUGGAGGCGACGAAGCUCUCAGAGGCAGCGUGAAGAGCAUCAUCCAUCCAUGCAUCAAACGUGGAGCGCAGGCCUGUCUGUUACACGCGCAUCACCCUGACGCUUUCAAACCCUCGAUCACGGUCAUCUUGACCAAAGCCAACAAAGAAGACUACACAAGCCCCAAAGCCUACCGCCUGCUCUGCUGUCCGUCCCACUUGACACCUUCGACGCAGUUCGGUCUGCCCGGCAAGCCCACAACCAAGGCCCUGGAGCAUCUCGUCAAUUUGGUACAGCAGUGUUGGUCACCUACCGGCCGUGCCAAGUUGGAGGCCACAUUGAUGACGAUCAACAUUGCGGGUGCCGACCGCAAGACUGUCCUCAAACUUCCCGGAUACACCUCUGAAGAGUUCUGGGUUGAUGUUGGCAUUCCUCAGGGCAGUCCUUUGUCUCCCAUUCUCUUUCUCUCCUUUUCCAGCCCCAUUCUAGAGGCUCUUCAGGUCUCUUGUCCGUUCGCAAGUUUUGCGCUGGCCAUGUCUUACGUUGACGACACCAACAUUCUCGUCACGUCUCCUUCGGAAGCUCGAAACUGUCAAGCAUUGAAGUUCCUCUACGACAACUUGGUGCGCUGGGCAUCGCCCAACGGCAUCUUCUUCGGGCCUCACAAGACAUUCGUCAUGCAUUUCAGGAAACCCGGUAGUCAUGGGCCGCCAAGCACCGAGCUUCCCGAUAUUCCCGGCCUCUCCAAGAACUGUCUGCAGACAGAGCUUCUUUUGCUCGGGGUUGUUGUGGAUUCGAAACUCACAUGGGCAGCACACAUUGAACAAGUUAUUACCAAAGUCAGGAGGAGGAUGAUCCAUCUUCGCAGAAUAUCUGGAUCGACUUGGGGGCCAUCAUUGCACGAGAUGAAGAAGCUUUACGUCAGCUCGGUUCUUCCCAUCUUCUCAUACGCUUGCCCCGUUUGGUUCGUCGACGGUCGAGGCCAGAAGAUCCGAGGCCAGUUGGCAAAGACGUUGGUCCAAUCUCUCGACGCGGAACAGGCGCGGUUUCUGCGAUUCAUUGCAGGUGGAUUCGAGGCCUCUGCCUCGGAAGUUGUCCACAAGGAGCUGCACAUGAUUCAGCUUUCGGUCUAUCUUGAACAACUUGCUCUCAGGCACCGGAUCAACAACCUCUAUUCACCAGAGUAUCGGGACCUCGAGGCAAUGUGGGACAAUGUCUUUACAGACAUUGCAACGGAGCAGGAGUUGGGCGCUCAUCCCUACAAAGCCCUCUACGGCCAGGCGGAAUCCUUGUGGCUCGAGAUGCGCGAGAGGGUUCUGGAUAAGCAGCUUUGCCGAGCGAACUGGAACCCCGAGCAAGCCGUGCAGUCAGAAGCCGAGGGCUGGGCCGAUCCCAAGCGCCGCAAGGCCAUCAUCAAGGCCUACCUGAAGGACAUCUCUAUGGAGAGGAGCAGUCUAGCGUGGGAUCGAUACAGAAACGACCGAAGCGGCAAGGUCCGCAACAUCAACCGCAACACUCCGGCUCUCAAGGAAAACUGGGGCCCAGAGAGUCUCAAGUACUAUCAAGGGCUCACGCGUGCUCAGAGUAGCAUGUUGUUCCAAUGCCGCAGUGGGGUGAUAGGGUUGAACGGCUAUCUCUUUUCGCUUAAGGCGAACUUGGUUGAGACACACCGAUGUCGCUGUGGUCAUCCGAUGCAGACGGCCGAACAUCUCUUUGCCCAUUGCAAACAGCUCACCUUCGAACGCAGUCGCUUGCGUAAGCAUGUCGGCGUAAUCAACUUCGAUUUGCUGGUCACAACCGAGGCCAACGUAGCCACGGCGUGGGCGAUUCGCCAUUUCGACAUCGCUCAGUUCAGGUGGACGGGCAAACACAUGCCGCUUCCCUGCUGA